UGGUAUGAAUAGUACUAAAGUAACUACACCACCACUUUCUCCAUUCCCACAGCCACAUACCGUCCAUAACUUUCCGCAUUUUCACAAUAGGUCCUCGAUCGAGGUGCCUAACAAAUUGAUUUCGAUAUCUUCAGCCGAAACUACCACUAUUAUCCCCUGUUCAUCCUGAAUCAAUCAGCCAUUGCGAGAGGGGAGCCAAAUUCUGAAAAUGAACGUGAUUAAAAUCCAGAGGAAGUACCCCCAAUUUGAGCAGGGUGAGAUCUUUGCUCUCCAAGAUGCAUUCCGAAAACUGGACGUGGACGACAAAGGCUAUCUGGACGAGGGAACAGUUAUCAAGGCCACUCAGCAGUCAGAACGUCAACCUUACGAUAUCGUGCGCCAGACACUAAAGGAGGUUGAGCUUGACAGCUCCCGUCGGGUGGAACUUGAAGAUUAUGUGGAUCUCAUUGCUAAGCUUCGCUCUGGUUCGACGCAGAGCGUGCCUGUUCGGGACCCCGUUUCCGCAGCGGCCCCCGGAGCCGCACGACAUGUCUCCAAAGGUAGUGUAGGAGGCAAGAUUCAUGUCCAAGGUUCCUCUUCGAAUGUCACGCACACAAUCAACGAAGAUGAAAGGACCGAAUUUACGAGACAUAUCAAUGCUGUCCUAGCAGGUGAUCCAGACAUUGGCCAUCUUCUACCUUUCCCUACCGAUACAUUCGAGAUGUUCGAUAAGUGCAAGGACGGUCUGGUUCUCGCAAAACUUAUCAACGACAGCGUCCCCGAUACUAUUGAUGAGCGCGUUCUGAACAAACCUGGCAGGAAACUCAAAGAGCUUAACGCAUUCCACAUGACUGAAAACAAUAAUAUAGUCAUCAACUCAGCCAAAGGAAUUGGGUGCUCAGUCGUAAAUAUUGGAAGCGGCGACAUUAUAGAAGUGCGGGAGCAUCUUAUCCUGGGUCUCAUUUGGCAAAUUAUUCGCCGUGGCCUAUUAGGGAAGAUCGAUAUCAAACUUCAUCCCGAGCUUUAUAGGCUACUUGAGGAAGACGAGACGUUAGAACAAUUCUUACGGCUUCCCCCUGAGCAGAUAUUACUGCGCUGGUUCAAUUACCACUUGAAGAACGCGCAAUGGCCGCGAAGGGUUACAAAUUUCUCGGCGGAUGUGAAAGACGGCGAGAAUUAUACUGUUCUCCUGAGCCAAUUGGCGCCUGAACUCUGCUCGCGACAACCGCUCCAAACCCGAGACCUGCUACAACGUGCUGAGGAAGUUCUAGGAAAUGCGGAGAAAUUGAACUGUCGCAAAUUUUUGACACCGACAUCGCUGGUUGCAGGAAAUCCCAAGCUGAACCUCGCAUUUGUUGCAAAUUUGUUCAACACCAUCCCGGGUUUGGACCCAAUUACCGAGGAAGAAAAGCUCGAGGUGGAAGACUUUGACGCUGAGGGGGAACGGGAAGCCAGAGUGUUCACUCUGUGGUUGAACUCGCUCGAUGUACAACCUGCUGUCAAUUCGUUGUUUGACGAUCUUCGCGACGGGACCAUCUUGAUGCAGGCAUACGAUAAAGUCAUUCCUCAUAGUGUCAACUGGAGGCAUGUCAACAAACCUCCGGCAUCUGGGCAAGAGAUGAUGCGCUUUAAGGCAGUCGAGAAUACCAAUUAUGCUAUCGAACUAGGCAAACAUCAUGGUUUCUCUUUGGUGGGUGUGCAGGGUGCCGAUAUUACUGAUGGUCAGCGGACCCUCACGCUAGGGUUGGUAUGGCAAUUGAUGAGGCGGGAUAUCACCAAUACCCUCUCAAGCCUUGCAAGUCGUUUGGGCAAACACGAGAUCACCGACUCAGAAAUGAUUAAAUGGGCCAAUGACAUGACUCGCAAAGGUGGCCGCAGCUCUUCGAUACGCAGUUUCAAGGACCAGUCAAUUGGAUCAGGCGUGUUCCUUCUUGAUGUUCUUAACGGCAUGAAGGCUUCCUACGUCGAUUAUGAUCUCGUGACUCCUGGUCAGACUGAUGAACAGGCGUAUGCAAACGCGAAAUUAAGCAUCAGUAUCGCUCGCAAGCUGGGUGCAACCAUCUGGUUGGUGCCUGAGGAUAUCUGUCAGGUCCGGUCUCGCCUGGUGACUACAUUUAUUGGCUCUCUAAUGGCUACGUACGAAAAAAUGUAAUGCUUCACGGCUGCAGCCUGUGAACUAUUAGGGAGGGGUUCUGCAGCAUUGUGCUCCGCCGCAUGUCUGUAAUUUCAUACGUCGAUAUCAACGCUUAGCAAUGCAGCCUAGACUAACACUCCAAUGAGAAAACUCCCUCAGCCAGCAGGGGCCCAGGUGAACACCGGUGAUUGGUUCCCGACGCAUCAGAGGACGAGUUAUAAGAGCACGAUAAGUAGUAGGCCGAUAGUAUGUAUUGCUCAACACGCCUGAAGACAUGAGGUGUUUAGUCUACCUCCGAAAGUGCUCCGUAGCUUUGUCUUGUACCUAGAAUGUCCAUAGGCGUAGGCGAAACUCAUCGAGCACUUCACCCUGU
Molecule: messenger RNA, 2486 nt
Organism: Aspergillus nidulans FGSC A4
Lineage: Eukaryota; Fungi; Ascomycota; Eurotiomycetes; Eurotiales; Aspergillaceae
Gene: sac6
Product: fimbrin
Exons: 5
Coding region: 209-2131 (640 amino acids)
Biological process (GO): actin filament organization; formin-nucleated actin cable assembly; formin-nucleated actin cable organization
Cellular component (GO): actin filament bundle; actin cortical patch
Molecular function (GO): protein-macromolecule adaptor activity; actin filament binding; calcium ion binding
Source: RefSeq, a predicted model, not a curated record